AUAUAAUAAUACACAUAAAAAUAAUAUAUAAACAAACGUUUUUAUAAUUUCAAUUAACAAAAAAUUAUUUGAGUUACACUAUUUACGCCUUCUAUUGCCUCCCACAUAAGCGUAUUAACGCUUUAAGUAACGCGUUGCGCCGCUUCAUAUUUUGCUGGUGCUCCACGGUAGCAAAAUGAAAAAGAUUUUUUCUAAAUUUGAUAAAAAUGAAAAAUUGGACAACUCACAUAAUCACUCCGUUUCGAAGGAAACCAAUAGUUUUGUGGGCAAAGUAUUUACCGUUGGACGAGUUAUAGUUACUGUAGAAGAUGUUCUCGCAGAAGGUGGAUUUGCAAUGGUUUUUCUAGUAAAAGCCAACACAGGCAAUGCAAAAUAUGCACUGAAACGUAUGUACGUAAAUAACGAACAUGAUUUGAACGUGGCCAAAAGGGAGAUACAAAUAGCAAGUAAUCUAAGUGGUCACAAAAAUAUUAUUGGUUAUAUCGACUCAAGCAUUACACAUACGGGAAAUGGAGUGUGUGAAGUUCUGCUAUUGAUGCCAUAUUGUAAGCAUCACAUGCUGGCCAUGAUGAAUGCACGCUUUCAAGUUGGCUUUACUGAACAAGAGGUUCUUACCAUCUUCUGUGAUAUAUCUGAAGCAGUUUCACGAUUGCAUUACUGUCAGACACCAAUUAUACAUCGCGAUCUUAAAGUUGAAAAUAUACUACAAAAUGAUACUGGUAAUUUUGUAUUAUGCGAUUUUGGCUCAGCUACAGCAAAGGUACUCAAUCCACAACAACAUGGCGUAAAUACAGUUGAAGAGGAAAUACAAAAAUAUACAACUCUUUCGUAUCGUGCACCUGAAAUGAUUGAUCUUUACUGUGGCAAAAAUAUAACAACGAAAGCAGAUAUAUGGGCACUAGGCUGUUUGUUAUAUAAGUUAUGUUUUUUUGCUUUGCCAUUUGGCGAGAGUACUUUAGCAAUACAAAAUGGUCAAUUCUCAAUACCUGAUAAUUCUAAGUACACCAAAGGUAUACAUCAGCUCAUAAAAUAUAUGCUUGAACCAGAUAUGGACAAAAGACCAAAUAUAUGGCAAGUAUGUGAGGUUGCAUUUAAGCUUACCGGAAAAGAAAAUCCAGUAACGAAUUUGCACAAAUCGUCGGCUCCAAUUAUUGAACAGCUAGCUGUACCAGCAUUUGAAUCUGAGGUUAAAAGAAUUUCCAGUGCAGCUGCUAAAGUUGUCAAACCUCAGAGUGUGUCUAUUGUCGAAUCUGGCACAAGUGUUGCGCCACGACAACGUCCCAAAGGCUCAUCUGCAGUUCAUGGUCAGAACCCAUUAGGUUUGGGCUUACCACCUAGUCCCUUACCUCGUAAUAAUAUAACGUCACCACAACCACAACAACCAGUCAUAGAGCAAUUUCAAACAAACUUUCCAAAUAUGCCGCCGCCUCCUGCGGCACCUUCAGCGUCUACAGUUCAGCAACAAACUGCAACAAUAGGUAAUACAGUUAAUGCGGUUGCAACCCCUAGUGUGACUACUGCACCAGCUGAAGUGUUAAAUAGUUUAUUUGAGUCAAGCGUGUAUCCAGAUCCGUUUAGUGAAAGUUCAUUACCUCCACAAAACAGCGAAGUAUUAGAUCAGGCUGUAAUUACUGUUAUACCGGAUUCUACUUCGCAUGAUGUUACAGGCAGUAAUGUUGUUACCGCUCCUGCGGCAGUAACACCUGUGAAAAGAAUGCUGUCACCUCCCAAAGUUGGAGUUUCUACAAAUAUGCCCAAUGCAACCGGACAUCGUCGUAACGUCAGCGAUACUUCAGCUUUUAAUAAAACCUUUGCCAAUGAAACAUCCCAAUUCCUAGCGCCUUAUGAUCAGUCCGUAAAGAAUCGUAACACUAAUAUGAGCAGCGGUGAUGAAUGUGCUAUUACAAGUAGUUGUAGUGCAUCUGUUUCAACAACUUUUGGUGGUUCCAAUCCUGGACUGUUCCUAUCACCAACACAUACACCACAACAAAUACAUGCACAACCGAUAACUGGAUCGAUUUCCAAUACUGAAUUGACAACAACAAAAAAUGUGACUGCAUCCGCUGAUGUCAUUAAUAGAGGUUCACUCGAAGGACAUGUUGAUGCUUGGAAUCCAUUUGAAGAGCAACCCUUUAGCCAGAUGACGGAGGAUCAUAUAUUUGAAGCUGAAUUCGAUAAGCUAAGACAGCGUGGCAGUCAAGGAAGCAUUACUGCAAAAUCAGCAUCAACAACUUCUACACUUACACCAACAGAAAAUAAUUCAGUACAUUCAACAACAGUGCCAGCACAGACAGCACCUACAGCAUUAGUCACAUCUACAGUGCUUCAAAGUGGCGGAAGUGGUUCCAGAAUUUCACCGCAUGUACCUGAUGAUCCAUUUGGUUCAGCACCAUUUAGUUUGCCGCCAGGACUAAGAGAAAAGGCAACUUCACUACGUAAAACAGGAGCUAAAUAUAUUGGUGGUACGACAAGCUCUACAACUGUAUCCAAUAUGGCUGCUUGUGGUACAACAUCUUCAACUUCGUCGAAGUGGUUACUUUCGCCAACGCUAGAAGUAUCCAGCGAAGAGAAAACAUCGCUUAUAAACAAUUUAAGAACUGAUUCUGAAGGUUUUGAAGGUGCAAAUGGUGAAGAUCCUUUAUCUAAUUUGACUGGCACAAGUAUGCCUUUACCCGGUGGUGGUUUUGUUAAGUUGCCUUUAGAUGAUCGCAAUAAAUAUGAGAAACUACGUAGUAAUGACAAUCCCACUUCAGAUGAUUCCGAUUCGGAAUUUUUUCAAGAGGAUUAUGCUAGUUCCAACACAGGUGCAAGUAAAAAGGCUAUUUUCAAACAAAUUGUAACCAACAAUAUACCAGAUACCAUACAUAAAAUACAACAGGCAGCUUAUCACAAAGUCGAUAAAACACAAAUAAAAGUACCGAUUGUCAAGAAAUUACGACAUACCACUAAAAAGCCUACAACUGCUGCACAGCAAGCUGCUCAGCAAUUAAAUGCCGCUUUAGAGCAACAUGUACAGCAGCAACAACAAGCAGCUGCUAUAGUGGCUGCAGCAGCAGCGGUGGCGGCAGGUGCGAAUGUUAAGUCUGACAAAGAAGAUGAUGCCGAUUCAAUUGGUUCAGCAAGCGAUUUACGUGCUGAGGACGAUGACUUUUUCGAUGAGAAUAAUAUUAGUUCGACUAAUACUAAGUUCCGUAGACCUAACUUGGAUAUGGAUGGAAUUAGCGAAAGUGUUAAAACUUGUAGUUCAUCGGCUUAUCAUGCUGAAUGUGAAAGUGUUACUACCCAUGAAGAUGACGUAAGCCGCGUUGUGGUAAAGGUGCGCAUGCGUAAAAAAGAUCGCACAGCAGCCGCUGCAGCAGUAGCUGAAAAUUUAGCUGGCACAAACAAUGAUGACGAAAGUGAAUUGAGUCCCACAUCUAAUGAUUUUCUACAUAAAUUUGGAGACCGGCCACUUUUACUUGAUGAUGAAUUGGAUUAUAGUUCUUGUGAUUCUGAUUCCAAAGAUAAAAGUAGCAACGAUACAGAAGAUUCGCCAGAAAGUGUGCAGCGAGUACCGGUGGGUAGCAAAAUCAACACUGAAGAGGAAUUAGAUGUCUUUGCUAUGGCACCAUUUAAAAUGCCUGUAGGAUUGCCAACAAAAAAGAAAACAAAAAAUUCACGUUCUAUACCUAAAGUGCCAAUAGCAACUCCAACAAAUCAAACUACAGAGAUUUGGACAUCAACACCAAUCAAGAAAGAUAUGACUGCUGCGUUCACUAAAUCAGAACUAGAAUUUGAUAAUUUUCCAACUGAGCCAAAUGCAAAAAUAGUUCAAUUUAAUGAACCAGUUUUCAAUCCAUUUAUUGAAACGAAUAAAUCAACUGCUGGUUCUUCAAUUCCAAAACAACAAAUAAGAAGUUCAUCAAAUUUCGGUACUGUUACUGUUAUAUCAGCAAAUAAUGCACCAACCAUGUCAUCAGUUAGUUUUGAUGCAAAUUUUGAUACAGAUCAACAAAUUCCAACUUCAAACUUCCCCAUAUGUAUUGAAGACAACACACAUGAACAACAACGUGAUCUCUUCGGAUCCGAACCAUUUCCACAGGUAAUUCGUAAAUGUGUCGUUAUUACUCCUGAAGGAAAUACAAACAAAAUUAGUAAUGUAAAUGUAAUAAACAAUAAUAAUAAUAUUGUGCAAAUGAAGACAACACCUCCAAUUACAAAUACAAUCCAACCACCAUUUACCCAACAUGCAAUACCAAUAGUAGCACCCAAUGCGAGUUCAACUCCCCAACUUGUUACCGUCAACCAUUCAAUUAUUAUAAAUAAAACCCCAGAACCCUUGCCGAAUUACAAUAUUUCCCGUUCAAAUAUUAGUUUGAAUUAUAUUGGCACCAAUAUCAGCCAUUCUACAGGUUCAUCGAAUAUGACCACAUUGACAAAUGUAUCUGUCCCAAUAUUUCCAGCAACUGCAACGGCUGUUACUUCCAAUGCGCAUGUAAAUGUUGUACCAGCACCACAACCGCUCUCCAAUUCAAUGUCAACCAUAAGCAAUUUAUCGACAUAUAGCAUACCAGCGCUGCAAAAACCUAUACUUAAAGCAAACACCAACUUAUCUUCACAUAGUGUCAUACUGUCUAUACCACCCAGCACCUGUUCAGCUGCACAAACAAUACCUGUCAAUAAGUCAACAUAUACACCAAAUGUUACAAAUGUUACAAAUUUAAAUCAAACCGAUUCUAUGUUUCCUAUUGCUGAUAAUAAUUUUGUACAAAUCUCUCAAGAUCAUUGCUCAGACUUUACGCCAGACGAUGAAGAAGAGCCAGUGGUUGUGCAUGGUUCGAGUUCUGCCACCAUGGGCGAUACAACAGCCAAUCCAUCAACGGCAACAGCGCAGACCAUCAACAGCGCCACCGUCACCACAAAACCUAAAAAAGAAAAAUCCCAUUUGGGUGUAAGAACAUUACCGGCUAAAAUUUCGCAAAAAGUCAAAGGACACUCAUACAAAAAAGUUGUAUCAUCUGCAGCUGGACUGGGUUCAACAUCCUCAUUAUCUUCAGCCAGCAAACAAAAACAUCAACGUUUACAAUAUCAAUCACAAGAUGAUUAUGAUGAUGAAGAUUACGAAAAUAUUAUAUCAACGACAGCAUCUUCUUCAAAGCAUUCCAAACAUGGGCACACAGCAAAUACAAAUGAUACAAAUGGUAAAUCAUAUCGUACAAAUGCUUCAUCAUUUCAAUCGAAUACCAUACAAAACUCCGCAAAGACAGGCUUUAGCAAUAUGAGUUUCGAAGAUUUUCCAUCCGAUCAAGAAAUUGAUCGCAUGUCGAAAACUUUACCUUUCGAAGUGGUACGCAACGAGAAAAUGCUACUUGAGGCUGAAAAGAAAUUCGGUUCAUUGAAGCGUCGCAAUAAUCUAUUUUCCUAGAAGCGAAUUUCCGAGACGAGAAAAUCGCUCAAGAAGGAAUUUAAACAAGUUCUACAAAAAGUAUUACGAAAUUCUAAAGAUAAAUGAAACGCCGCGUAUGAUAUGUCAAUUACAUGUACGAGUAUUUAUGUAUUUGUUGUUAGUAUGCAAUA
Teleopsis dalmanni is the source of this 5556-nucleotide messenger RNA. RefSeq names its product serine-rich adhesin for platelets. NCBI's taxonomy places the organism in Eukaryota, Metazoa, Arthropoda, Insecta, Diptera, Diopsidae. The transcript has 8 exons. Gene Ontology annotation, cellular component: cytoplasm. Gene Ontology annotation, molecular function: protein serine/threonine kinase activity; ATP binding; AP-2 adaptor complex binding. Gene Ontology annotation, biological process: regulation of clathrin-dependent endocytosis; protein phosphorylation; positive regulation of Notch signaling pathway. The record is from RefSeq and is a predicted model, not a curated record. The coding region runs from base 176 to 5404 and encodes 1742 amino acids.